Messenger RNA from Penicillium nucicola, 3168 nucleotides. RefSeq names its product ribonuclease Z. The transcript has a single exon. Gene Ontology annotation, cellular component: mitochondrion. Lineage: Eukaryota; Fungi; Ascomycota; Eurotiomycetes; Eurotiales; Aspergillaceae. Gene Ontology annotation, molecular function: 3'-tRNA processing endoribonuclease activity. Gene Ontology annotation, biological process: mitochondrial tRNA 3'-end processing. Bases 1 to 3168 code for a protein of 1055 amino acids. The record is from RefSeq and is a predicted model, not a curated record.
AUGAAGUUUUUCUACCAGGUCGUCACGACUCCGACGGCCGACACGCCCGGCACGGUCAUCUGUCUCAACUUUCCCGACAAACGAUACUUUUUUGGACAGCUAGCAGAAGGCACACAGCGCGCAUGCACAGAACGUGGCGUGAAGCUCAGUCUUCUGACUGAUGUCUUCGUCACCGGGCGAACUGACUGGGCCAACACGGGCGGUUUGAUCGGCAUGAUCUUGACACUGGCCGAUACUGUCACGACCUCCGCUGCGGCCAUUGAAGAAGAGAACCGGAACAAGGCACGUCGUCGAGCUGAGAGAGAGGCCGCCGAGGCAUCGAGGAAAGGCAAGAAGACUCAGAAAUUGCCGGAGAACCAGCCUGAGAACAAACCGGAGAGCACGGAUGGAAGGCAUGGCGUAGCUUAUGUCGAUCGGGAUGGUGAGCUCGUAGAACAGAAGGGGAACCUGACUAUCCAUGGGCCUACGAAUCUUACGCAUACUCUGGCUACAGCUCGGCGGUUUGUUUUCCGCAAGGGUAUGCCGGUUUUCUUGAAAGAGUAUGACUCUGAGAGCCUUGCUAAGCAGGCAACCAUCGGGGCCGAGGAUCCCUUCCAGACGCCUUCAUGGGAAGACUCCAAUAUUAAAGUAUGGGCUAUGUCAAUCAAGCCUCGCCAGGCUAGCCCCUCGGUUCCGAGGAGGUCUCGCAGCCCACGGAAGCGGAGUUUGGACGAGUUCAAGGAAUCUGCACAACCCGCUGAUGAGCUGGACCAGCGCACCAAGGAUCAAGUGGUGAGACAGUCCAUUGUACAGGAUAUGUUCAAUUCGACAUGGAAGAUGGAUACUUUGUUCGAAACCCAGCUGUCUGAGGUCAAGAUGCCCGCCGCUAUGUUUGUUCGCAAUCCUGAGACGAAGGAUCUCGAGCCAUAUAAGGGACCGGCUCCAGGUGAUGAGGGUCCCCUCCCUGAUAUCAAAGUGCUUGUUCGAAAGCCCUGGCCUGGUGCCACGGUCGAGAGUCUCCCACCUACCUCUCCUGCCAAUGAGGCACUCUGCUAUAUCGUGCGGAACCAUGAUAUCCGCGGAAAGUUCGACCCUAACAAGGCGAAAGAAUUGAACGUGGAAAAGGGAGCCAAGUACUCUGCCCUGACAAAGGGCAACAGCGUUCAGUCGUUAGAUGGAAAGACUAUCACUCCUGAUAUGGUACUAGGAGCUCCGCGACUUGGAAAGGGUAUUGCCAUCAUGGAGGUUCCCUCAUCCGAAUACAUUGACGACCUAGUGCACAGACCGGAAUGGAAGUCACCUGCUGUGACAACCGAGCUGAAGGCCUUUAUCUGGAUUCUUGGUCCGGGUGUUGCUGAAAACCCCAAAUUCCAGGAAUUUGUCGCCAGCUUGCCCGACUGCAAACAUACCGUCUCGGGUACAGACCACACGCCUAACUAUCUGGCAUUGGGUAGCGCGGCUAGCUCGACCGUUCGACUCGCUCGUCUGAACAGCGAUAGCUACUCGGUUCCCGUGCAUGACAAUGUGACGCUGCCUCAGCCUGGAGCCCCGAAUGCCGGCUCAGCAACUGCUAUCGCAGCUCGGAAGAACUCCCCGCUUGAGCCCAUCGACCCCGGCUUCAUAAUCAACAUGGAGCCCAACUUCGGCUUCAACAAGGACGAGGUGAUGUCUCGUUUCGAUUUGAAAAAGGCCCUGCACAAAAUCCCACGUUCUGUUGAGCAACGGAUGGAUGUCAUUCGCAAGCGUAUUGCCAAGCCUGCCUUCCAAAAGAUGCUUCAAGCACAGCGGACGGAAUGGCCUGGCUCAGAUGCCGAAAUUAUUGCCUUGGGUACUGGCUCUUCUAUUCCAUCAAAAUACCGCAACGUCUCCGCAAAUCUGGUCAAGGUUCCUGGUUACGGCUACUACCUUCUGGACUGCGGUGAAAACACCCUGGGUCAGUUGAAGCGAGUCUUUGAGCCCGAAGAGCUUCGUGAAGUGUUCCAGAACCUGCGCAUGAUCUGGAUCAGUCAUUUGCACGCUGAUCAUCACCUAGGCACAGCCUCUGUGAUUAAAGCCUGGUACCAGGAAAACUAUGGUCUCAGUCCUGCGCCUUCUCGUCGUGAGACUGAUCUCACAAAGAUCCUCCAAGAGAAGCGGCUGUCCGUCGUGUCGGAUGAUGCGAUGAUCUCUUGGCUGGAAGAGUACUCCGCCGUUGAAGACUUUGGAUUCGAUAAAGUCCUUCCCCUAUCUGCGCACCCCGAAGUUUCCGGCUCUCAAAUAAUCACCAAGUUCUCAUAUCGCCAUCGACCAGACAAUGUAUACUCUGGUCAUCGUACCUCACUGUCCUUCAAUGAUCGAUUUUCUCCCCUCACUUCUCUUCUCAAGUCUGCCACUGGCCUUGAAAACCUCCUCACCUGCCGGGUGAAGCACUGCAAGGGUGCGCUCGCCGUUUCUCUCGUCUUCCCCCAUGGGUUCAAGAUCUCCUAUUCCGGAGACUGUAGACCCUCCGCAAAGUUCGCCUCCAUCGGUCAGGGAUCAACUGUCCUCAUCCACGAAGCCACUUUUGGUCCCGACAUGGUUGGAUCCGCCAUGGCUAAGCGCCACUCGACGUCCGCAGAAGCCAUCGAAGUCGGCCGCCGCAUGAAAGCGCGUGCGAUCCUGCUCACGCACUUUAGUCAGCGUUACCAGAAGCUCACCUUUGUUGACAACCGCAAGGCGGAUGCACCCCAGUCUGCUCGUGACGCAAACGCCAAGGAGCCCGCCGACGCAGAUAUCCCCUUCGAUGACCCCCAAGACCAACAAGCCGUCGCCGAUGCAUCAUUAUCAGAUGAUCUCGGCCCAGCGAUGCGCGAAGCUAAGCCAUAUGGGGGCCUGAUUACUGGAGCAAUGGACUACAUGCGUAUCAAGGUCGGAGACUUCGCACUCGCCCAGGCUCACGCACCUGCACUAGAGAAACUUGUCGAGUUGAUGGAACGGGCGACCGUCGAAGAAACAGAGCGGAUCAAAAAGGUCCGUCAGACGGAAGAGAAUGAACGGAAGGCAAAGACCAACAAGAAAUGGGCUAAGCAAAUGGCUGCUGCUGGAGCAGCGGCAUCGGUAGCAGCGGCGACAGCUGAAGCCAUAGAUGUGCCAGCCGAGUCCAAUGCUCGUUCUAUCUGGAGUGCAAGUGAAAGUGAGGAUGGAUGGGAGACUAGUGACUGUGAGAUGUAA